Cololabis saira (Pacific saury) is the source of this 1608-nucleotide messenger RNA. RefSeq names its product odd-skipped related transciption factor 2 (gene osr2). Gene Ontology annotation, biological process: embryo development; regulation of transcription by RNA polymerase II; urogenital system development. The transcript has 4 exons. Bases 323 to 1252 code for a protein of 309 amino acids. Lineage: Eukaryota; Metazoa; Chordata; Actinopteri; Beloniformes; Belonidae. Gene Ontology annotation, cellular component: nucleus. The record is from RefSeq and is a predicted model, not a curated record. Gene Ontology annotation, molecular function: RNA polymerase II transcription regulatory region sequence-specific DNA binding; DNA-binding transcription factor activity, RNA polymerase II-specific.
GCCGCACACUUCCAGCCCCAGCUCCGGACGGGACUCCCACGCUGCUGCUGCUGCUGCUGCUGCCGCUGCUGCUGCUGCUGCUGCUCACUCUCCUCCCGACCCAGCCGUCUCUUUCCACAACUUUUCACAACUUGUCACAUCUCUGCAAAACUCCGAGACAUCAGAGUUGGCUGCAUGGCUACAUGAAAGUUUCAUGGACUUGGAUCUUGGAAAGCUUUUAGCGACGCUUUAUUGGAGCUCGUCGCCUCUAUAGUUACUGUGGAUUACUGACAUACCGCAGGACCCUUGGCAGCUAUUUAUUGGGGUUUUUUCUUCUGCAGAAAUGGGGAGCAAAGCCCUGCACGCCCCGAUCCCCCUGCACCCCGCGCUGCAGCUCACCAACUACUCCUUCCUGCAGGCCGUCAACACGUUCCCCGCCGACCAGCUGCAGGGGCUGUACGGCCUCAGCGCGGUGCAGACCAUGCACAUGAACCACUGGACUCUGGGCUAUCCGCACAUGCAGGGACUGAGGUCGACGAUCACGGCGGCCGCCCAGGGGCUGGUGGACCCCCGGAUCCCCUUCCCGGGGUUGCCCUUCACGGCCGCCGCGCAGCUCUUCCACCCCAAGCAGGCGGGCGGCGCGCACGGCGCGCCCUCGCUGCACAAGGACAGGCCGAGGUUUGACUUUGCCAACUUGGCUCUCGCUGCCACUCAGGAAGACCCGCCGAAGGCGGCGGAUCUGGCGAAACUGGCGUCGGGACUAGGGGGAACCAUCUCCGAGCUGAGCAAACUGUCCCCGGACCGAAAGCCCACCCGCGGCCGGCUCCCGUCCAAGACUAAAAAGGAAUUUAUUUGCAAGUUCUGCGGCAGGCAUUUCACUAAAUCCUACAACCUCCUCAUUCAUGAGCGAACCCACACAGAUGAGCGGCCUUAUACCUGUGAUAUUUGCCAGAAGGCCUUCAGAAGACAAGACCAUCUCAGAGAUCACAGAUACAUCCAUUCCAAGGAAAAACCAUUCAAAUGUCAAGAAUGCGGGAAAGGAUUCUGUCAGUCUCGAACUCUAGCCGUCCAUAAAACCUUACAUAUGCAGGAGUCUCCCCACAAAUGCCCCACAUGCGGAAGAACCUUUAAUCAAAGAAGUAACCUGAAAACUCACCUUCUCACCCAUACAGACAUCAAGCCCUACAGCUGUGGCCGCUGCGGAAAGGUGUUUCGGCGCAACUGUGACUUGCGACGGCACAGUUUGACGCACAGCCCACAUCAGGACUACUAGCCUGGAAAACAAAAAACAAAAUCAAAAUAACAAAGAGAGCGACAGAGAGGGAAAAAAUGGACUAAAGGAAGAGAGAUAAACCAGCGACUUUUGCGGGUCAAAGAGACUCUCCAAAUCCGGACACGUUUACUGCAGCGCUUUUUAGCGAGAGAUCUGGUUGCACCUCAAGCGGGACGGCAGUGCAGCCAUGGCCCUGGCCAGCUCCCCAAACACCUGUAAAUAGCAAUACCAUGUACAUAAUGUUUGUUUUUUUUAAUUAUUGUUGUUUUGCUCUUGAAAUGAGAAAGUUGUCAAAAAACGUCAUAAGUUUAAAGUAUGUUAAAUUGUAUUUUAGAAAAAUAAAUAUUACCAUGAUA